Messenger RNA from Melanotaenia boesemani (Boeseman's rainbowfish), 986 nucleotides. It is a transcript of the gene hebp2, whose product is annotated as heme binding protein 2. Lineage: Eukaryota; Metazoa; Chordata; Actinopteri; Atheriniformes; Melanotaeniidae. Bases 263 to 844 code for a protein of 193 amino acids. The transcript has 5 exons. The record is from RefSeq and is a predicted model, not a curated record. Gene Ontology annotation, cellular component: cytoplasm.
UUUGGGAAAAUAAAUUAAUUAAUUAAAAAAAUAAAAAGUUGUCUGUGGGACUCUCAUUCUGACGUUUCGGACGUUCAACCAAUCAGGUUUCAGGGUGUUGUGACCGGAAGUGUUGUUACAAAACUGCAAAUUCGCUCCACACCUUGCCAGAGGCUCUGAAGCGCACUUGCAGAGUCUGGUGCUUUACAGAAAUUUAGGAAAACUGAGCAGAGACUUGAAGAUAUUUCCUAUUUCGAGGAACGCGACCAGCUUCUCGUCAGUCAUGCUGAAAGCUGUAGGACAAGUUUUGUUCUCAUCAGGACUGCAGAAUCCUAAAUACACAGCAGAGGAGAAAAAGCAGGGACAAGACUAUGAGAUUCGUAGCUACCAAGCUGCUAAGUGGAUGAGCACCACUCUGAGUGGGAUGCAGGCUGAUGCUGCCAUGAGCACCGGCUUCCGCAGGCUCUUCAACUACAUUCAAGGCAACAAUCAAAACAAGGUCAAAGUGGAUAUGACGGCGCCUGUGACGUGCCGUGUGGUCCCCGGUGCUGGACCAGCCUGCGAGUCCACGUUCACUGUAUCCUUCUACGUCCCAGAGGAGCAUCAGGCCAACCCACCAGCGCCGAAUGACCAAGAGGUGUUCGUGGAAACCAGGAAGGAAUUCACAACAUAUGUGAGAACAUAUGGUGGAUUUUCUAAUGAAAAUAUGAAGCAAGAAGAGCUCCUGAAACUUCUGGAAAGCCUGAAGAGGGACGGCGUCGAAUUUGUUGACAAGCCAUACUACACAGUCGGGUAUGACAGCCCCUUCAAGCUGACCAACCGCAGGAACGAGGUCUGGGUCCUCAAGAAGGAAGAGGAGCAGUAGGUAGAAAAAAAAAAAAGUCACAUCCUGUCCAAUCAACUGCAACUUUAACUAACAUGUAGCAGUAACUGUUUAAACAUAAUCUUUAAAAAAUAAUUACAGUUUUUCAGUAAUAUUAGAAAGGUCUAAAUAUCAAAACCAAAAA